This is a messenger RNA of Neodiprion fabricii, 3419 nucleotides long. RefSeq lists its product as uncharacterized. The coding region runs from base 660 to 1640 and encodes 326 amino acids. The record is from RefSeq and is a predicted model, not a curated record. Lineage: Eukaryota; Metazoa; Arthropoda; Insecta; Hymenoptera; Diprionidae. The transcript is spliced from 4 exons.
GAUCGUCUUGCCGAAUGGUCAAGUCGCGCCUUUUCAAAUCUGUAUCACGUCACAGACGCGCCGGCAUCGUGGCCUCCUUUAAAAAACGGAAGCGAAGGAGAAAGGAUUUUUCUGAAAUUUGAAAAUUUAAGGAACAAAGAACUACCGGAAAUCGGCAAAUAUCGUGCCGAAAUUUGGGCGAAAAAUAUAGACGAAAGAUCGAGGGACGCGGUUCACCGAUCUCUCGAUCCUUGACGCCAUAUUUCGGUGACAGGGGCGCGUUGAAAUCGGCAAUAAAUCGAAAGAAAACCACCCGAAAGUGCGCUGGGAAAUCGCGGCCGCGGUAAAUGGUAUCGGGAAUCGGUUGGAGUUGAGUGAAAAUCGCCACCUGAGGUGCAAAGAUCGAUCGCCAUUGGCGAAAAAUGUGGACAUUUCUGCUUCGCUGUUACGUGUCAAUAACGUCGAUCUGAGCACGGAGGCGGUUGAUUUUGGUGUGAUUUAAAAGAAAAAACUGAAACUUUUGCACGUACGUGGAUGAGAGAAAAUAGCGUAAAUAAUAGAGCGACCAUCCCUCGUCGAUCACCGAGCGCCCCAGUGGAUGCGGCGGAGUCUAAAUCACCCCAAGAGGAUUAAGCGACGCCGAAAAAGCGACGCUCCUGCGACAGAAGGACCUGCGAGAGAUGAGCUUCGCUUUGCUGGUGGCUGGAGCAUACGCCCUUGCCACACUAAGGCGGUAUUCCGUGGCGCAAACGGCCACUCUAACGACCUUCGCGUUGUUCCUGACCUCGAGCCUGACGCCACUUUCGGCAGCCCCAGCAGGCCUCGGCCACGCUGAGAUGCGGGAGGAGCCCUGGAUCCACUCCUGUGGUGCACCGGUCACCGACAGUCCGAACCAAAGACACAACCUCUACCGGACCCUGAAGCGGGUCCACACGCAGUUCAAAGUGGCCUGGGAUUACUUCCACGCGAAGAACGACAUCGCGCAGAUAUACUCGAAGGUGACCAAAGAAUUGAAGACCCAGUAUAGCCUCCCCUGGCUACCGAAGGGACAGCUUGAAUGGUAUCACAAAGAGGCUUGGUGCCUCGAGAAGGCGAAGAAGGCUCAGAUCGCGCUCCCCAAACUGCACGACACCCUUCAGAGAUUCGCCAUCACCUUUUAUCACCUCAAGUCCUUCGAGCUGGACUCCCAUUUCAACACAAACGCCAGGGGGAAGAGAAACAAAAUCAUCGAGGCCAUGUACCACAAUAUUAUCAGAAUGCUCUGCGAAGUGGAGACGGCGAUAGUCAUCCUUGGUAUCGAGUUGCCGUCCUCCUACGAGGCGGCGAUAGUCACCGAGAGUCCGGACUGGACGGAAAAGGGCGACUUCACGCGAAUGCUGGUGCAAGACAGCGGCGUGAUCCAACUUUACAAGGGGUUCCUGAGGGAUUGGAUCGUGGCGUUCUCGAACCUGGCUGCAACGCUGAAGGACACGAAAGUCUGUGAUCCGUUGAACCCUCCACCCCUGGAAACAAUCAGGAGGAGGAAUAAACAGGGGAAGAAGGGGAAGAACGUCAGGGUGCAGAAGCCGGGUCGUCGGAACAGACGUCCCGGUCAAGGCCGAGGGCAGAGAAGGGGUUCCCGGAGGAAGUUGACCGGGAACAAACAGAGGAAAACUGAGUAAAUUUUCCUCCUCCCGCUUCUUCUUCUUCCUUAUCCUCGUCCUGUUCUUCGCCUUUUUAUUUUUCUCGUUCUUCUUACAAGACACCUCGCUAAGUACGUGACGACACGAAUUCGUGCGAGGAAAUUUAAUUCUGGCGGGAAGAUGGACGUGUUAAAAUAUUUUCGUUCGCGGAACAAUUAUGAUCGUAAAUUAUUCUCACCGCGAUAUAAGACUACGAAUUUCACUUAUUUUCGCCAAUUAUUUAUUUCAUUUUAACUUAUAACCGAUCAUUUUAUGAUAAAAUUAUCACAACUAGCUUAACGAUUUUCAAUCCUCAGUCCUGACCAGAAGGGAGUUACUCUUCUACCUCUUUUUUCUUUUUAUUCCUUCGAAACGUUGUUUUCAAUAGAAUAGAAACGAAAACGAAGAAAACAAAGAAAAAAAUAAACAAAAACCCCAGGACUAGAGACCAGUAUUACGAGAUCUACUUCAAAGUGAAACAGUAUUAAUGUACUUAUUGAAUGACAAUUAGUACGGUAAAUAAUAUAGUAAUGAUAUUAAUGGUUCCAGACAUUUCAGUCAGCGAAUUUGAAUACAUCUUCAAAAAUAUAGGCGGAUUUAUCAAUAAUAGCAUUAAAAGUGACGUGCCAAUUAUCAACUAGGUGUAAGAUUAAAUAUUGAUUUAUUAAUCUGUCCUAAAUUCGUCAUGACUUGUGCUGUAACGCGGCUUCUGCGUUACCGGUAAAAAAAAAAAUUUUUUUAUUUUGCUGAAUUCUCAUUUAUAGAGCGUAGAUUGAUAUCGUUGUAUAUAUUUUAGAUUGUAAAACUAUUUAUUCAAGCCCUAGCUUUAAACUAAGCGAUGCUUAAAUUAGUAAGCUGUGAUAUCAGAACGUACGUGAACGUACAAAGUUCCUACGUUUUAUACGUAUAUAGAAAAUGUCAAUAACACUGUAAUGUAAUUCUUCAUGUUUCUCGUCGUUCAUCUGAACAGAAAUUGAAAACUCCUGUUCCAUCAUUUUUCCAAUCACCAAGGACACAAAUCUCAAAUCGUUCAAUGCAUUACAAUAUAUUCUAAAUAGACACUUAAUUAUUCACCUAAAUCGGUACUUACUCACCGAAGCCUUUUAAAUACCAAACUAAGCGUACAAUUCCUUAUUAUUUGAUUAAAUUAAUCGAAAGCAAAUUUAUUGCUACUGCAAAGAUAAAAGUGCAAUUUAGAAAAAGAAUUUAGAUAUUCAAAUUCGACAGAUGUAAACCGCUAGAUUUGUUUUUAAAAAAUAGUGAUUUUAGGCCUUAGAAAAGUCUCACAAUUGUGCCUUAACGAACGUCCGACAAAACAAAUGGAUCUAUCAACCUAGGAUAAAAAUUAUGUAUACGCUCAAAAGUCGUUAAGCAGUUAGAGAUAUUUUCAUACACCCCCUCAAUGUACGUGUAAUAUACAUCAAUUUCCAAUGUAUACAUAAUAAUACUUUGCGUAAUUCGUAAUGUACUUAUAGCAAUUACUAUUGUAACAAUAUUUCUUCGUACAUAAUAUUUUAUAAAUCUAGAACCACUUUAAUCGCUACCGACUUGAUGUACUAUAUAAGUAUUUAUACGAAUUAUUAUUCUAACUAUUAUUAUUAUUUUAAAUUUUUUACAAUACCAAGUAUUUCGUCACAUAUAUUUAUUGGGCCUGAAAACUUACGUAACACAUACGUCUAUAAUUAUUACUUAUUUAUUAUGCAUAUAUCACGUUACCAUCGCAUAUAUUUAUUUUCAUUCCUUUACAUUAUUAUACAAUGAUUUUUUAUCAUAUUUUUC